Orussus abietinus is the source of this 4513-nucleotide messenger RNA. RefSeq names its product serine/arginine repetitive matrix protein 1 (gene Srrm1). The transcript is spliced from 15 exons. Gene Ontology annotation, cellular component: spliceosomal complex. Gene Ontology annotation, biological process: regulation of mRNA splicing, via spliceosome; mRNA processing. Bases 277 to 3852 code for a protein of 1191 amino acids. The record is from RefSeq and is a predicted model, not a curated record. NCBI's taxonomy places the organism in Eukaryota, Metazoa, Arthropoda, Insecta, Hymenoptera, Orussidae. Gene Ontology annotation, molecular function: RNA binding.
CUCGAUUCCGCCAUGUUGGGUGAUUGAUUCAUCGUCGCGCGUCCAUGUUUCGUCGAGAUCGUUUCGCGUGAGAACUUUUCUCACCGACGAACGCUUCCGCCGUUGCAUUUCUGAAAUAACGAAGAUUCGUGUAUUUGCACACUUCCUCCGUUCUCGGCGAAUACAAGUUUUGCUUAGCUGGAGGAUUCCUGAGACUCCGGGCACUCGCCGUGAGUUGAGAUCCACGUACCAACGAUAUCUUGGGGUCAACCGAAUCGUCAUUAGAAGCUUGCCAAGAUGAUGUACACGGGGACUACUGCCUCGCAGGACACUCGGUUCAGCGAUAAGGAGAAGAAACUGCUCAAGCAGAUGAAAUUCGGAGACUCGCUUACUCAAAAAGUUGAUAUGAGUAAGGUUAAGCUUGAUGUUCUUAAACCAUGGAUUACAACGAAGAUCACCCAGUUUCUUGGUAUGGAAGACGACGUUGUGGUAGAGUUUGUCUAUAAUCAACUGGAAGAAAAGUUUCCCGAUCCCCGAAAGAUGCAGAUUAAUCUGACAGGGUUUCUAAAUGGCCGCAAUGCUCGUUCUUUCAUGGGGGAAUUGUGGGACCUCCUCGUCUCGGCACAAGAGAGUGUCACGGGUAUACCCGAAGCCUUCUUGCAGCAGAAGAAGGAUCAAAUCAAGAAACGCCUGGAAGAGCAAGAGAAACUCCAAGCGUCCUUAGCGGAAAAAGAAAAGGAAAAGGAGAGGGAGAAAGAAAAGGAUGAUGCCGAGGUCAAGCUGAAAAAAGAGGAGAAGGAACGUAGUUCAUCGAAAGAGCAUAGAAGGGAUCGGAGUAGAGACCGCGAUAGGGACAGAAGUAAGAGAAGCAGGUCCAGAGACCGGCAUAGGGAUCGCGAUCGAUCCAGUCGCAGUAAGCGGAAAUCCACCUCGAAGUCUCCGAGCAAGUUAACAACGGCGACUUCAACGGCAAAGGACAACGGGAAGGAGAUGCCGGAGGUCAAGGUUGAACGCGAGGAUUCGCCCCAGCCCGAGAAUGCGAUUCCGCUGAUGCCAAUUAAGACGAAGCCGGAAGCAGCCGUGGCGAUAUCUAGACUUCAAGCGAAGCUAAUGAGUAUAGCGGAUGGUAAAAAGAAGAACAAUCGCUCACCGAGCCCCGAAUCGGCAGACAAAACCGUGAAAAAGUCGCGUUCGAAGUCACCGUCGAGCCACUCUAGGAAGUCGAGAUCGAAGUCGCCUUCGAAGCCGCGGAGAUCCCGAUCCCCGGGCUCGAAGUCUGGUUCGAGGAGGUCUCGCUCAAAAUCUCGAUCCAAAAGAUCGCGCUCUAAGUCCAAGUCAAGGAGAUCCAAGUCCAGAUCGCCGGAUCGUUCAAAAGCAAGAAGAAGCAAGUCGAGAUCACCGAGGUCGAGGAAAUCACGUUCCAAGAGCCCCAGUCGCUCGAAGAAGUCCAGGUCAAAGAGCGCCGACAGGAGGAAAUCGAGGUCCGACAGCAGCGAUUCGGGAUCCUCGAAAUCGAGAUCCAAGUCGCCAGAGAAAAGGAAGGACGACGCGGACUCGGGCAGGAAGCGCGACGCCAGCACGAGCAGCUCCUCGGACACGGACGACGACAAGGGUGGGAAGGAUAAGGGUGACUUCGAGAUCAGGAAAAAGAAGGACGGGGUCCAGGCGAAGAGAUCCUACCGGAAGACGAACAAGGACGACAGCGGAAGCGACAGCGACUCCAGCAGGGAGAGAAAGUCUGCUCCCAAGAGGCGCAGUCCCUCUCCCAGAAAGGAUCGGGACAGGUCCAAGGACCGGGACCGAGACCGAUCUCGUGACAGGAACAGAAGGCGAUCGUCCUUGGACAGGGAGCGGGACAGGAGGAGAGAUCGGGAGCGAGAGCGGGAACGCGAGAGGGAGAGGAUGGACAGAUACGGCGGUAGUCGCGGGAUGCGGCCACCUUCUGUGCGCAGAGCACCCAGCAGACGAAGUGGGAGCAGGAGUCCUCCGCGGAGAAGUCCGCCCUCGAGGUACCGGCGCAGAUCACCGAGCCCUGGCGACCGGCGCAGGAGAAGAUCGCUCGAUCGCAGGCGAAGGUCCUCCGAGAGACGCGAUCGUCGGAGGUCGCCCGAUCGCCGGGACAGCAGACGCUCCCCCGACAGGUCGCACAGGUACGAUCGAUCGUCGUCCCGCGACCGAUCGAGCAGGCGGGAUCGUUCCAGAGAUCGCCGCGAUAAGGAUCGCCGGUCGCGGUCCAAGGAGCGAUCCUCCGUUGACGCGAACCGCGACGACAGGACCAGAGACCAGAAGGACAAACCCAGAGACAAGAGAACCGCCACCGAAGAAAAGACCAAGCGGCCGGGCGACUCGACCGCGCGGAAGGAAUUGCGGAAUGGGAGGUCCAAGUCGAGCAGCUCGGAGAGUAGCGAGAGUAGUUCUUCCAGCGACGAGGAGUCUUCGCCCAGGAAAUCGGCGGAACUUAAGGCAGCUCAGGAGAAGCGAGACCGGGAACACGCUGAAGAGGCAAAGAGGAGAGAACGGGAAAGACUCGCCAAGGAAGAGGCUGCCAAGCGUCAAGUCGAGAAGGAGACGAAGAAGGCCGAGCCAUCCAUUGCCAAAAAGGUUGAGACCGUUUCGGCGUCUCCGAAGAAGCUUCCGCCUACUGCUUUACCUGCUGCUAGACAUAGGUUCUCGAAGAGUCUGUCGCGUACUCCUUCGCCCUUCAAGAAGACCGAAGACAUCGUUGCCGCAGCUAAAGCCAAGCAGCCACCAUUGCAAAAGGAUAGUAAGGAGGAGCCUUCGCCGAAACCUGCAGAAGCAAUUGUAGCUACAGCUGAAGCGUUCCCAUUGAAGAAAGACGAGAGAUCGGCGAAGCCGACUAAGCCUUCGAUUGAAGAGAAGAAACCGGCUCAGAAGAUGGUCGAGGCCGUGAUGUCAAAGAAGAAACCGACCGCAGAAGAGGUGAAGAAAAUGAAGAAGGAGAGGAGAGAUGGAUCUUCGGACUCUGAAGAAAGUGAAAGCGAAGGUAAAAGGAAGCCGAAGAAGGUUGAGAAAUCACGGAAGUCUAGGAAAGCCUCCAGUGACGAUGAUAAAUCGGACAGGAGCAAAAAUGGAUCCUCCUCGGAUUCUGAGGAUGACAAGAAACAUUCAGAGAAAAGUAAGCGAAACAGAGAUUCCAGUCGCGCUGGUGCAGCGGAGGAUCGAGGGAAGGACAGGAAGGAGGUAAAGAAACGGGACGCAGAGUCUGAAACUAGGAAACGUUCUAAAAAGGAUGCAGACGAUGAAACGAGAAAAUCCAAACGGUCUAGGAAGGAUUCUUCCUCAGGGGAAGACGAGAAACCGAAGAAAGUCAGUAGUAAGGACGAUGAGAAGUCGAGAUCAAGGAAGUCGAAGAAGGACUCGAGUUCUGACGACGAACAACCGAAAAAGUCUCGAAAGCGACGAGACAGUUCGUCCGAUGACGAUAGAUCGAAAUCCAGGAAGUCCAGGAAAGAGUCGACCAGCGACGAUGAGGGUAGAUCCAAGGCAAAGAAGUCUAAACGAGAUUCCAGCUCGGAAGAUGACGAAGUUGUCGAAAAAGAUACCAAAAAGAAGAAGAAAGUUGAAGAGAGCAGUGACGAGGAAAAGGUGAAGAAGAAACGCAAGAAGAGAACAAAGACCAGCACCAGCGAAUCAGAGCAGGAGAGCGAAGUGGAGGAAAAGAAAAAGAAGAAGGAGAAGAAACACAAGAAACACAAGAAACACAAAAAGCAUAGGAAGCACAAGAAGAAGAAGGUAGCCGAAUCAGAGGAGUCUGACGCGAGCGAGGGCAAUACCGAGGAGCUAGAAAAGAAGCUUCGGGAGAAGGCACUUAAAUCAAUGAAAAAGGGACACAGCAUCGAGAGAAGCGACUGAGGCUUUUAAUUUUAUGUAAUUCUUCCUUCCUUUUGUGAAUCUGCGAAUAUGCAUUCGCAGGAACUGUACGCUGCGGGAGCGGUACCGCUGGUGUUUAAUCAUUUUAAGGAAGACUACAGCGUAAUGACUGUAUGACCGGAAUUGCCCCUGUUACGGGUCAAUUAUAAACCUACACUAUUUAGCUCCGUUAGGCGAUAUAUACCGCACCUCUUCUCCGUGAAGUAUGAACCUUUACUCUCCCUUUUUCUACUUUGAACUCGCAGCAGUUGAUUUCUUGCGUUGACAAGGAACCUUGCAGUUUCUAUAUCGGAUAAGACAGAAGGCGCGUCUUGAUGCGUGAUAUAAACUAUAUUUAAAGUGGAAAUAGCGCCUUCGCAUGGACGAUUCUACUGGGAUUGUUUGACGCGAAUAUACCUCGCUCGUUGGUAUCCUAAGACGAACUGCUUCGUCGUGCGAACGGGAGUUGAAAUUUAGGACGACAUAGUUCUAUUCUGUUUACCGACUGUUUUGUACAUUUGGAUACUGGUAAACGAACCUGCGUGUUUCGCAAUGAUAACAGUCCUCUCUUUGGUUUGCGAUUUGUAUUUAGUUUGUAUGUACUGCAGUGUGUUUCUCGAUAGACCACUAGAUAUACUAAGGAAAUAUAUAUGCAUUUGAGAGA